AGGACAGACAUGGCAGUUGGUAAAGUGACCUUCACCAAGGUGGAGCGGGAGAAACUAGCUGAGGUCCUUUGGCUGCUCAACUGGAUAUCUGUGCUGACAGGGGCGAUCCUCUUUGGUCUCGGCUUGUUCCUCAAAGUAGAAAUUCAGAAAUGGCAGGAAGUGAUGUCAGACCAGGGGAUCCUCUACGUGCCACAUACGCUGAUCACCACGGGCCUGGCGGCCUGCUGCAUCAACUUCCUGGGGGGGAAGAUCUGCCUGGACUGCGCAGACACCAACAAGUUCCUGCGCUGGAAGCUGGUGAUGAUGCCAUACAUCGUCUGCACCUUCUUCUUCACCUCCUGCGUCCUGGCGGGGGCGCUCAUGUGCUACAGCAUCCGCAGCCAGCUGGAGGAGUCGCUGUUCCUGGGUCUGAGGAACGCCAUGCGGUACUACAAGGACACGGACACGCCAGGCCGCUGCUACCUGAAGAGGACUCUGGACUUGCUGCAGAUCCAGUUCCAGUGCUGUGGGAACACUGGGUACCGGGACUGGUUCAAGGUCCAGUGGAUCAGCAACCGCUACCUGGACAUGACCAGCAGCACCGUGGUGGACCGCCUGAGGAGUAAUGUGGAUGGGAAGUUCCUGAUGGAUGGCGUUCCCUUCAGCUGCUGCAGCACUUUUUCCCCUCGGCCGUGCAUCCAGCAGCAGGUCAGCAACAGCUCAGCCCACUUCAACUACGACCAGCAGAGCCAGCAGCUGAACCUGUGGAGGAGGGGCUGCCGACAGGCCCUGAUGGACCACUACACCAGCAUCAUGCAGUCCAUCGGCCUUACCGUGCUCCUCAUCUGGCUGUUUGAGGGCUGCGCCAGCGAGUCUUUGUUGCUCGGGGCACGAUCCUCUGCGAGUCUGCUGAGCAUCCCCGUCUGCAGUGACGCUCACAUGUCAGCGCUGCUCUCUCUGAAAACCGGCCUAUCAGCGGGCGACGUUCGCUCCAUCAAACGCAGCGUGGUGGAGAACCGCCUCCUCGGAGGCUCCACCAAUCACAGCCCUCCGUUCUUCUCCAAGGUCAAAGUCAAAUGGAUCAGUAAGUUUAGCCAACAGUGUUAG
Messenger RNA from Morone saxatilis (striped sea-bass), 1086 nucleotides. RefSeq names its product peripherin 2-like b (gene prph2lb). NCBI's taxonomy places the organism in Eukaryota, Metazoa, Chordata, Actinopteri, Moronidae. Bases 10 to 1086 code for a protein of 358 amino acids. Gene Ontology annotation, cellular component: membrane. Gene Ontology annotation, biological process: visual perception. The record is from RefSeq and is a predicted model, not a curated record. The transcript has 4 exons.